GACAUAUCUCAUCAUCAUACAUAACCUCAAAAAUAUCUAAAAAUGUACGAAGAUUGAAAAUGAAGAAAUGUUUAAACAAAUGAUAAAUGUCUGCACCCCGAUACGAAAUGCAGUUGGAUAUGCCUUCAAAAAUGAUCCCAAGUUACACAAGAAGCUCUUCAGCCAAUGCUCCAAACUGAAGAGACAGAAGAUCACCAAGACUAUACAUCAAGAAUAUUCAGCAGUUUGUGCGUUGCUGCAACGUUCAGGAUUAGACAAUGUUGCACAACUAUACAGAAGCUUCCAUUCUACUCCCCAGAACAAUCAGGAACCCUUCAAAGACCCAGGACCAAAUCCCAAUGGAUCCCGAAAACCAGACGACGAUGACAAAGACAAGAUAUCUUCUCUAUUGGCCAAAGCCUUUCUUUGGAUGCUCACUGCCUAUAUGGUCAUAGCAAUAAUAUCUCUCAUGUUCCCAAGCAGCAAUCAACCAGAGGUUGUUAGGUAUGUCUCUUGGAACGAAUUUUUAUAUCAAAUGCUAGCAAAAGGUGAAGUAGAACAAAUUAUCAUCAGACCUGAUAUUGAUAUUGUCACAAUAAUUUUAUAUGAUGGUGCUGUUAUCAAGGGUAAAAGGGUAGAAAAUAGGACCUUCCAUAUGAAUGUAGUUGAUGUAAAUAAAUUUGAAGAUAAGUUGAGAGAAGCAGAAAGACGUUUGGGUAUACAAGAUGGUGUUCCCAUCAUUUUUGAAAGAAGUACAGAUACUGCCGGAAAAUUGCUUGUUUCCCUUUUAGUGGUUGCAUUGCUCAUCUCAUUGUUAGCUAGAAGCAAGAGCAUCAGACCCCCAAUCAGUAUGGAUUCAUUUACCCAAUUGGGUCGGGCCAAAUUCACAUUGGUAGACCCGCUAGUGGGCCCCGGCAAGGGGGUCCAUUUCGCUGAUGUGGCUGGCCUACGGGAGGCCAAACUUGAGGUUAUGGAGUUUGUCGAUUACCUCAAACGACCCGAACACUAUAAAAGCCUGGGCGCUAAAGUACCCAAAGGGGCUCUCCUACUAGGCCCACCCGGUUGCGGUAAAACCAUGCUGGCAAAGGCGGUUGCCACCGAAUCCAACGUCCCGUUUCUGAGCAUGAACGGAUCAGAAUUCAUCGAAAUGAUCGGUGGUUUGGGGGCAGCUAGAGUCAGAGAUUUGUUUAAGGAGGCUAGGAAAAGAGCUCCAUGUAUAAUAUACAUCGAUGAAAUCGAUGCUGUGGGUCGGAAAAGGACCAGCAGUUUGGGAGCAGGUGGCGCCAGUGGAGAGAGUGAGCAAACGCUGAACCAGUUGCUGGUGGAAAUGGACGGUAUGGCUACCAAAGAGAGCGUUAUUAUGCUGGCUUCAACGAACAGAGCAGAUAUUUUAGAUAAAGCCUUGUUGCGGCCUGGAAGGUUCGACAGACACAUACUAAUCGACUACCCCGACCUCGUCGAGCGCAAGCAAAUAUUCGAGCAGCACUUGAAGGCGAUCGCGCUCGAGCAAACUCCCGACGCGUACUCGAAACGGCUAGCCUACCUGACGCCGGGUUUCAGCGGCGCCGAUAUUGCGAACGUUUGCAACGAGGCGGCGCUGCACGCUGCCCGAGUGAAGAAGAGCAAGGUGAACAAGGAGGAUUUGGAGUAUGCCGUCGAGAGAUUAGUGGGUGGUACUGAGAAGAGGAACCAUUCUAUGUCGCCCCAGGAAAAACGCGUCGUGGCCUACCACGAAUCUGGGCACGCGUUAGUCGGUUGGAUGUUGCAGCACACCGACGCCCUUUUGAAGGUCACCAUAGUGCCGAGGACGAGCCUGGCCCUGGGGUUCGCCCAGUACAUACCGAGGGAUCAGAAGCUGUAUACCAAAGAGGAGUUAUUCGACAGGAUGUGCAUGACUUUGGGCGGCCGAGUGGCCGAAUCGUUGACCUUCAACAAGGUCACCACGGGGGCGCAAAACGACCUCGAGAAGGUCACCAAGAUGGCGUACGCGCAAGUCAAAGAGUUCGGCAUGAACGACAACGUCGGUUUGCUCAGUUUCCCCGAAAGGGAGGAAAAAGAGUUGGGCAAAAGGCCCUACAGCAAACAAUUGGCCAACGUCAUCGAUGCAGAGGUUAGGACUCUUGUAGCACAGGCAUAUAAACAUACUGAAAAGGUAUUGUUGGAACAUAAGAAAAACUUGGAAACGUUGGCUGAAACUUUGAUUGUGAAAGAAACGUUGAACUACGAUGACGUUGAGAAUCUGUUAGGCCCACCUCCGUUUGGAAAGAAGAGUCUGAUAGACCCUGCAGAAUUUGAGGAGAACAUCAGAAAAGAUUCUGGGGAUUACCGAGAUACUAAAGCAGAGGCCAACGCCUCAACGCCAAAAGCUACUUGAAAUAGUCUGAAAUCACUAGUAUUUUUCGAUAAUUGUUAGUAAUAAACUGAUAAAGUUUCAUUAGACAAGAUGUUUUAUUGCUUGGCCUCGUUCCAUAGUCACAAACAUAAACGGAGUAAAUUUUAAUAUUACUAUGAAAUUUUGUGUUCCACAAGGAACGGUUCCUGGCCCGCUUCCAUUUUCUAUGUAUAAAUUCAAGGUAUAUGCGUGAUAACGUUUGAAAUCA
Messenger RNA from Phaedon cochleariae (mustard beetle), 2579 nucleotides. Lineage: Eukaryota; Metazoa; Arthropoda; Insecta; Coleoptera; Chrysomelidae. The record is from the annotation of a GenBank genome assembly.